CACAAACAGAAACAUUCACCAACACCCGACACCCACCCUGUAAGUCACCAUUGAACUGAAGAAGGCCGAUUGAUAGAACAUCGCCCUUUGUUUGUACACAAGGCAUGUGCACACACACUGGACGCACCCCAGUCCCUUUCUCAACGACACAACACGUGCACGGCCCUGCUUACAAAGAUCCCGCUCCAUCCAGCCUGGUCUCUGUCUCUCUUUCAUCAUCCCCAUCUCUGGCUGCUGUCAGCCAGCUGUCGGCGCGUCGGCAUCGGUCAGAGGGGGGGUGUGGGGGCUGGACGAGGGGAAGUUCUCGGACGGCACGCCAGGCCGCUCGUUCGCAAACGUGAUAAUGUUCUCAAUGUGCCUGCGAGUAAACAGCACACAGGGAGGGCAAUCAUGUCGGCCGGCAGAGGAGGGGUGUGUGUGUGAGGCGAUCUGGUCAACUUGGUCUGCGGGAAGAUGUCCACAGGCUGGAUGUCGUCGAUGCGGUAGCCAUUGCCCAGGAAGUCUAUCGUGUCACGGGCCUGACAUGGACAAACGUGGCAGCACCACGCAGGCGCAUGUGUCGCAUUGUCUGUUCACCUGUGUAGCGGGGUUGCACGACACGUACACCACACGGGCGGGGCUCAGCCUACGCACACACACACACACACACACACACACAGAGGGAGAGAGAGAGGGGGAUGAAGGCGCAUGGCAGACGGAGAGGGGGAUGACCCACCUGAAGAGUUGUCUGAGAAACGAUCGGUCGCAUCCCUUGCGGGGCGGGUCGAUGACGACGGCCAUCGACGGAGAUGGCAUGGCGGGCAGCGAGGGGUCACCACUCAACGCCCCUACAUACGCCCACACACAAAGCACACCGACAUCCACGCAGCCGACGAGCGCGUCAGUGCCCAUCCUGCGUGCCGACCAAAGAUGGCCUGUGCGUUGCCGAGAACGAAUCGACAGUUAUUUGCACCGUUCUCGGCAGCGUUCCUGCGGGCGGCCUGGGCGAAAGAGGCACCACAGACAUUAAGGAAGAGGUCGUUUCCGUGACUCUCCCUUGCCUGGCUCUCUCCUUACUUACUUCGACGCUCUCGCCCUGCACCUCUACACCAACGACCGUCUGACAGAGAGAGAGAGAGAGAGAGACAUGCAAGAGAAGAGCCUUGAUGCGCUGAGAGAGAGAUGAGUGCAGUGCGUCAUGGGAUCCCCCACCCACCUCCAAGUGCGCGUGUCCACAGAUGGCGAACAGGCCGACGCCGCAGUAGCAGUCGAGGAGGAAACGGGGAGGGGCGCCGUCGCUCAGAGGCUCACGCAGCCUCGCAUUCACAUACUCCACCUGCACACGCCCACACACCCACCCACCCACCCUUCCUGAGUGAGGGUGCAUGCGGCUGUCCAGGACCCGUUGCUCACCAUUCGCGGUAGGACGAAUGGGUUGUUUUGGAAGAAGCUGCCAGCCGUGUACCAGAAGCGAUAACGGCCCACCUGCAGGCGCACAGCCACACCAAGCCAACAGUGACAAGAGCCCAUCUUCCCUCCUGGUGCAGGUCGGUCUCACCUUCUCUGAGCACUCCUGUCGUGGGUCGGUGACGACGCCCUGCUCUGAAGGACGACACGAGCAUCACCCGAUCACUGCAUGUCUUCCUCCCACCCACCAACCCAUUCCACUCGCCUGUUGCCCUCAGCAGGAGAGUGCCGCCUCGCGCCUUCCUGAUGCCGUGGCGCUCCGCUUCAACGGCACGCCUGACAUGAAAGGAUAUGGAGGCACAAACCACAUAGGCAAGGAGGAUGCACGUGCCCAUCCACACGCCGUACCUCCGUUUCUCCACUACUUCCUGCCUCGUCUGUGGGAGCUGGUCGUUGAUAGCGUCAAGAGCGAUAGGACAGUGUGGCACGUCCACUAUCUGACACACAUCGACACGGGUACACAAGGGUGGUCAAUCACCUCCUUCCGUCCCUUCGCACCUGUCUGCUGAACUUCGAGUUAAAUCCGAUCGGUCCCCCGCCCUCCUGGUCCCUCCUGGGCCGGUCGUAGUGCGGGGUGAGCUUCGACCGAUAGCCAAACGCAUCACCGGUCCCCAGCACUGGGUUGACUUGCACGUCUGGCGGGAGGCCUGCCAGCCGAUGAAGCACCUGCUGCACAUGGCCCCGCUUCAACUCACGCUGAGAGAGACCAGGAAACACAGCACCCAUCAAGACAGUUUACACAUGUGCCCGCAGUCUGCCUUUUCGCGCACCUGUGCCUCGAGCGUCAUGUGCUGAUACUGGCAGCCCCCACACGCACCGAAGAGCUUACACUGAGGCUCGAUGCGGUUGGGCGAUGCCUCAAGUACCUCCGUCAGCACGGCAAACGAGUAGUUCUGGAAGUUGCGAUAGAUUUUGACGCGCACGCGCUCGCCGGCGAUCACAUCACGGACCAUCACAACCCAAGUUUUCCCGUGCUGUCCAGGCAGUUCCACCCGCCCGAUGCCGUGUCCGUCGUUUGUGACGGUCUGGAUGUCCAUCGUCAGCUCAGUGUGAUAGGCGAAGGGCUGAUCCUUGAAGCCCGGAGGGCCAGUCGGAGCCAGCACUGCCCAUUUGGCGUCAUCAAUGGCCUCCCUCGUCGCCGCAUGACUCAUCAACAGCUGCACUUGCCGCCUUCUGCGUUUCCUUCGACAAGCUAGUGGCGGCCUGGAUGCGGUCAGGAAGGCUUCUCUUCGUCGUUUGCGGCACAUGGGGAGCGUUGGAGGGGCCACAGCCGCAAGAUCCUCCGUUGGUGAUGAGUCAAUAGCAAAAGUGAGGGCGAGAAGGACAAUGAAACGAAUCAGCAGCAUAUCCUCACGCCACGACAGCCUCUCCGCAGCCGAGAUCUGCUCGUUUC
Messenger RNA from Vitrella brassicaformis, 2839 nucleotides. The record is from the annotation of a GenBank genome assembly. Lineage: Eukaryota; Vitrellaceae.